Molecule: messenger RNA, 1656 nt
Organism: Torulaspora globosa
Lineage: Eukaryota; Fungi; Ascomycota; Saccharomycetes; Saccharomycetales; Saccharomycetaceae
Gene: HIS7
Product: imidazoleglycerol-phosphate synthase
Exons: 1
Coding region: 1-1656 (551 amino acids)
Biological process (GO): L-histidine biosynthetic process
Molecular function (GO): imidazoleglycerol-phosphate synthase activity; oxo-acid-lyase activity
Source: RefSeq, a predicted model, not a curated record
AUGUCUCUUGUUCACGUUAUCGACGUGGAAAGUGGUAACCUACAGUCCUUAACAAAUGCCAUCGAGCACCUCGGAUUUAAGGUUCAAUUGGUGAAGAAAGCUGAUGACUUCGAUAUCGCAAAAGUGUCGAGAUUGAUAUUACCGGGAGUCGGUAACUUUGGUCAUUUUGGCGACAAUUUAUAUAUUCGUGGGUUCGAAAAACCGAUUAGAGACUAUAUCGCUUCUGGCAAACCUAUAAUGGGGAUAUGUGUUGGUUUGCAGACAUUUUUUGCGACCUCUGAGGAGAGUCCCAAAAGUUCAGGUCUAGGCUUGAUCCCAGGGAAACUACGUAAGUUUGACGAAAAAACUAAACCAGUGCCAGAAAUUGGUUGGAAUAGUUGUAUGCCAAGCGAUCAACUUUUUUAUGGUAUUGAUCCUUACAAGAGAUACUAUUUUGUCCAUUCCUAUGCGGCCAUUUUGGACCAGGACCUGGAAAGAGAAAUUCGUGAGGAUGGUUGGAAGAUUGCCAAGGCUAAAUAUGGUGAUGAGGAGUUCAUAGCGGCAUUCUUCAAGGAUAACGUAUUUGCUACUCAGUUUCAUCCAGAAAAAUCGAGUGCGGCAGGUUUGGGAAUUAUCCGUAACUUUUUGAACCAAGAGCAUCCUGUGACGUCGCACAGCGAACAGGAUAAACUGCUGAUGGGGAACGAUUAUUCAAACUUCGGAUUGACCAGAAGAAUUGUUGCAUGUCUUGACGUGCGCGCUAAUGAUCAGGGCGAUCUCGUGGUCACGAAAGGUGACCAAUAUGAUGUUCGUGAGAAGGAUGAGGGAAAUGAUGUUAGAAACCUGGGUAAGCCGGUCGAACUGGCUCAAAGAUACUACGCACAAGGUGCCGAUGAGAUCACUUUCUUGAACAUCACUUCUUUUAGAGAUUGCCCAUUGAAAGACACGCCAAUGCUUGAAGUGUUGAAGCGUGCUGCUAGAACCAUCUUCGUGCCACUGACUGUCGGCGGUGGUAUCAAAGAUAUCGUCGAUGCCGAUGGUACGAAAGUCCCUGCGCUGGAAGUAGCAAGCCUAUACUUCCAAUCUGGUGCCGAUAAGGUAUCAAUCGGGACUGACGCAGUAUUUGCUGCCGAAAAGUUCUACUCGUUGGGCGGAAAGGGAGAUGGCUCCUCACCUAUUGAAACCAUUUCCAAGGCUUAUGGUGCUCAGGCAGUCGUGAUAUCUGUCGAUCCAAAAAGGACAUAUGUCAGCAGUCCAAGCGAAACCCAUAAUAAGACUUUCAAAACCAAAUUUCCAAAUGCGAAGGGACAAGAAUGGUGCUGGUAUCAAUGCACCGUUAAAGGCGGUAGAGAAUGUAGAGACAUUGGUGUCUGGGAGCUAACUAAGGCCUGUGAGGCCCUAGGUGCUGGCGAAGUCCUAUUAAACUGCAUUGAUAAAGAUGGAUCGAACUCUGGCUAUGAUCUAGAAUUGAUUGAGCACGUUAAGAAUGCUGUCAGUAUACCAGUCAUCGCAUCAAGUGGUGCUGGAAAUCCUGAACAUUUUGAAGAGGCGUUCAAAAAUACGCAUGCGGAUGCCUGUCUUGGUGCCGGUAUGUUCCACAGGGGAGAAUACACUGUGAAUGACGUGAAGAAGCAUUUGCUGCACCGUGGCCUAAAAGUCAGAAUGGACUCUAUUUAA